Messenger RNA from Lactuca sativa (garden lettuce), 1028 nucleotides. Its product is annotated as SAUR-like auxin-responsive protein family. NCBI's taxonomy places the organism in Eukaryota, Viridiplantae, Streptophyta, Magnoliopsida, Asterales, Asteraceae. The record is from RefSeq and is a predicted model, not a curated record. Gene Ontology annotation, biological process: response to auxin.
CCCCCAUCCAACUCCAUUCACUAAUGCCAUUACACAAAGCAUCUUCUUUCUGUCAAUAACAAAAUGUUGGGGAAGAAGAUAGGCUCAGUCAAGAACCUAGCCAAGAUGGCUAAGGUUUGGAGUGGCACUGAGUCAUCGCAAUCUGAAUGGUUACUCAGGGACGAUGAAAAGCAGACAGAUGUGUCAUCUGAUCACUGUUCUUCACCAUCCACUACACCCCAAACUGGGUUUUUCACGCUUUACAUUGGGGAAGAAAGACGAAGAUUCGUCGUCCCUACGAGUUAUCUGACUCACCCUCUAUUCAAGAUGAUGCUCGAGAAGUCGUCUGAGGAGUUCGGGUUCAGUCAAAAGAAUGGAUUGGUGGUUCCAUGUAGUGUCAAUGCUUUCCAAGAGGUGAUUCAGAUGUACACGUGGAUCGGAUAAAAUCGAUUAUCGGGUGUGUUUCGGCUAGAUCACAAUUUGCAUAUCUUGGCUUGCGAGAUGGAGACAAUAUGUCUCAGGUGGAUAAGCAGAAAAAAGUAGCGGACCUUUAAUGUAAAAACUUUAUAAUGGGAAAGUUAGAAUGUUUUCUGUUUGAGAUCGAAUAAAUUUAUUAAAGUAAGGGUUAGGAAUUUAGGGAUGAACACCAAAUCGGACCCAGAUCAAAACCCGGACUUCUUGUAUAUUCUUGACAAAACUGGACCUUUUAUGGUGUGCUGGUGCAGGUCCGGGUAUGCUAGUUGCAAUUCAUAACUGGGUUUCAAUUUUUGAACCAAUUUGUAAAUGAAAGACAAUUAUGAAUCCGCUUUGUCUACGAACAACUGAACAAGGAAGCUAUAAGUAAUGCAACUAUGAAUCUCAUGGAGAGUUCGAUCCUGGCUCAGGAUGAACGCUAUGCUUAACACAUGCAAGUCGAACGGGAAGUGGUGUUUCUAGUGGCGGACGGAGUAUUUGUUGGACAUCUUUCACCAAUGUCACAUGGUUUAGAAUAUGUAAAUACAAUUAAUUAGUAAUUUGCUCAUAAAUUGUUUUAUUAAUAAAAAAUAAUA